AUGUCAAGUCUUAAGGAGUUUCUUGAAAAAAAAGUCCGAGUGAUCUCAACCGAUGCAAGACUUUUUGAAGGAAUACUUCAAGGUUAUGAUAACUCCACCAACGUGAUAAUAUCUAAUUGUAUUGAACUAGUCAUAUACGAAGAAGAUGAAGGGGAAGAAAACCAGCAAAUCCCGUUGGGGCUCUAUGUGAUGAGAGGGGGCAACAUUGUAUGCAUAGGAGAAGUAGAUGAAAGUGAGGCGAUAGAUUGGAGUACAAUCCAUGGUAGUGAAUUGAAAGGAACAAAGAAUCCAUUGUAA
Molecule: messenger RNA, 297 nt
Organism: Dujonia railenensis
Lineage: Eukaryota; Fungi; Ascomycota; Pichiomycetes; Serinales; Debaryomycetaceae
Source: the annotation of a GenBank genome assembly